Messenger RNA from Aphanomyces invadans, 753 nucleotides. RefSeq lists its product as hypothetical. Bases 1 to 753 code for a protein of 250 amino acids. Gene Ontology annotation, molecular function: protein-cysteine S-palmitoyltransferase activity. Gene Ontology annotation, cellular component: Golgi apparatus; endoplasmic reticulum. Gene Ontology annotation, biological process: protein targeting to membrane; peptidyl-L-cysteine S-palmitoylation. The record is from RefSeq and is a predicted model, not a curated record. NCBI's taxonomy places the organism in Eukaryota, Oomycota, Saprolegniomycetes, Saprolegniales, Verrucalvaceae. The transcript is spliced from 7 exons.
AUGACGACUGUGCAUCUAUUAGGCGGAUCGUCGAAAGCACGUUUGAUCGAGUAUCGCAAGAAGAAGAUUGCUGCGAUGGAAGCAGCGUUGGCAAAACAGCAAGAGCUUGCGAGUGCGGCCGAGAUUGGGGCUCCCGUCGACACGCUCCCUGCACCCACGAUGGAGUUCUGCACCGUGUGCCAACUCCAACCUCCGCUUCGAGCGUACCAUUGCGCGUUUUGCAACCGGUGCGUGGCGACAUUCGACCACCACUGCUUCUUCAUCGGGUCGUGCGUCGGCGAGAAGAAUCACUGCCGAUUCUGGUGGUUCCUCCUGCUCACAUCGCUCGAGGUGUACUCGUGUCUGGGCGUGGUGCACUCUGGGUUCCACUCGGCCACGAGCCUCCAGGGGUGGCUACAGCUCAACAGCAUCGCUCUGGUCGCCGUCCUCUUUUUCUACACGUUUGCCGCCACGGCGUACUCGCUGUGUGGAUUUCACACCUUCUUGAUGCUCACGAAUUCAACGACGCGCGAGCUAGGAAAAGGACCCGACAACCUCGCGUACUUGCGCGGCACUCGUGAAUGCGAUCUGCCUUUUAGCAACGGACUCGUACGCAACUUGGGCGGGUUUUGCUGCCUUCGCGCAGGAUGCCCCACUAUCCUUCGCCGGCAACCGUGGAGUCCUGCUGCGUGGAAACCUGUCGGAAAAAUCGAGCGGAAUUCGGCCAACAUUUGCGACAACUUGUGGGAAAACCAGUAUUACAGCUGCUGCUAA